Messenger RNA from Drosophila melanogaster (fruit fly), 2535 nucleotides. It is a transcript of the gene red, whose product is annotated as red malpighian tubules. The transcript has 6 exons. Lineage: Eukaryota; Metazoa; Arthropoda; Insecta; Diptera; Drosophilidae. Bases 642 to 1742 code for a protein of 366 amino acids. The record is from RefSeq and is marked reviewed.
GGCAGUAAACCAACAUCCACGAAUCGAAUGAGUAUUUGUGUGCACUUCCAGUGCGCGAUAAUGCCAUUCUUCAAUUCCAGCCGAAGAAACCGAAAGCCGAGAGCCCAGCUGAACGCCCAAAGAGAGUCUUCUGGAAGAGAGUCUACCUCGCCGGCGGCGGAGAAUCGUCGCUCGUCGCUUGUUCGCCAGUCAUUUCAGCAGUCACUUGUUUUUGAGUGCUGCUUGGAGUUGGUCGCUCGCCUGCUGCGCUCUUAGUUGUUUUGGCUAAGUUCACUUAGUUAGUGCCUUCGUUUAGCGGCGAAAAAGCUGGAAAAAAACGUAUAAAAUAUAUCGCGUUGUCGUCGCCGUCGUCGUCGUUGCCGCUUUUGUAUCUGUGUUUUAACAAGUUCGACUUACUGUGGCUCGACUGUACCCACUCGCUCACACACGUCACCGGCACACUCCCACUCACGCACACACCCACAAAGUGACGCCCACGAGGUCUGGAGAUUUGCACAAGUGCAGAGGCACACACAGACAAACAGAUAGAAGAAAAGACAGAAGAAACGAAAGAGGAGUGAGCACAAGAGAUUUGUUGUUGCCAGCCUUGACUAGAAAAGCGAUCCAGUGUGAAAAGCAGAAAAACAGACAAGCCCACGGAAAUGGAUUACAUUGUGAAGGCCUACAAGGAUUGGAAACUGCAUUCGCAGUUUCAAGAGAUCGUCCCCGACAUGGAUGACUCGGAAUUCAUGUUCAACGAGAAGCAAUCGAUCCGGGACUCCGGGCGCACCCUCAAGCGCUACGGGAGCACCUGCUGCAACAGCCUCCGGAACAAUGAGACCCUCAUCCGGCACAUCGUCGAGAAGACGGACACGCUGCAGGGCAUCGCCCUCAAGUACGGCUGCACGACGGAGCAAAUAAGACGGGCCAACCGCCUCUUCGCCUCGGACAGCCUGUUCCUGCGUCAGUUUCUCCUCGUUCCAGUGGAGAAGAACUCACCGUACUAUCCCCAGGUGCCUGGCGAUUCGAUAGCCGCUUUCGACGCCGUGCUGGCCACGCCACCGGGCACUCCGGAUGCCAAUGGACAGCGGGAGGCGCACAACAAUGCCAAUAAUCUGAGCCAGAGCAACAAGAGCUUCAUGAAGAGCAACGACAUCAGCAGCAGCAGUAGCAGCAGCAGCAGUGGGAGCAGCAGCAGCUGCAACACAAGUGGCACCGGCCCCAUUUCCGGAGGAUCGCGUUCCGGCGGCAACCAACAGCAGCAGCAGCAACAGCCCCCACAACGUCCCUACUCCAUUGCCGGGGAGCUGCUGGUGGUGCAGGCCGGCGACGAGGAUCCAUCGAUGAUGCACGGCCACGGUGGUUGCAGCGGCAAGCAGAGCAAGAGCCUGGACUCGGUGGCCGCAAUGACGCCCGAGGAGGAGAACAGGAAAUGCAUGAACGACUUCCUUAACAAGAUAGACAACACCAUUUCUGAGUCGCGCAAAUAUGUGGAGCGCUCUAAGGACCUGGUCAGCAGUCAGAGUGAUGCGGACAUCUGCAUCAGUGCCACCGCCGACGUUUUCCCGCAGCGCCGCCAUCCGCUGAACAACUCCUACAAGACCAACAACAACGACCGUCCGUCGCAGUAUCAGCGCCACAGCUCGACGGGCAGCGGGAACUCCUCGGAUACGGCGCACCUGCUGAACACGACGCAGACGCGACGAGUCCAGAAUUCGCUGAAGCGGCUGGAGAAGCAGCAGGACGACUUCUUUGAGUUGUAGCGUCCGUCUGCGGGACGCAAUCUAGCCUAAUUACGCAGAGAGUUAAUUUUACAAUUCGUUUUUAAUUGCCGCGCAUUGGGGAGAUGACUUUGGUCAGCAUGUUACAUCACACGGAAAUGCCGCACUCUAAAUGUAAUAUAAAUAAUGAUAUCUAUCGACAAAUAUGCGCGAUACCUUACCUAUACGAUAAAACAUUAAUGUAACUGAGCUAAAACCUAAACUAAACUAUAUACCUAAACUAAGCGCUGCGCUAUGUAAACCUGUAGUACGAUGACAAGGCAGUUCUGUAAACCCAUUUUGAUCUUGUGUCAGCCCUGUAUAAUUGCCGCCAAUUUGCUUGCAAGAUCCGAUCUGAACCGCAUCGAACAGAUACGGAAGCCUUCUGUCCUCCUGUCCGCCCUCCUGCCCCCCAUUAUGUUUACUUUUUGUAUGACUCUAGCUUUAAUCACACUGUGUAUAAUUUAGUUAUGAGAAUUAUUAAUGUUAAUUGUAUAUAGUCGCCAGAAAACACAACAAUCCAACUGGACUGCUCUGACCGCUAAAACACGAAAUUGGCCAACUGUUGACGUGUAAUUUUAAUUUAUUUUUUAGCUUUCCAAAGUAUUAAACCCGAAACGUUCUAUAUAAAACCGUAACCUCAAUUGUUAAACAAGCAUCCACCACAAAACAAUAUAUACACCAAUAUAUAUUAUGUAUAUCCCAGAAACCUCAAUAUCGAACUGCACUCAUAUCGAGCCAAGUCAUGUUGUACGUGAGAAUGUUUUUUAAAAUAAAGUGAGAAUUGUGUUGGAAC